AUGUGGCGAAGUGGUGCCGACUCGCUUUGCCCACUUGGUCAUAAUGUCAGAGGCACCACGAAGAACACAUUCCACACUUCGGCCUCCUCCUCUUUUCAACAUUUGACCGGUAACUUGGUGGCACAUUCCAAAACAUUUCACAGACACGGAAGCAGGCCCUUGGUUCAAGUCCAGUUAAGGACCAAUGCGAGUUCGCCACUGGACGAGGACCUUUUUCGGGUGGACAUGACAGAACCAGAGUUCUACAGCAGUUGCGACUCAGCGUUGCGCUCCAAGUUCUGCCCCAAAACACAUAACCGGCCAAUUCUCUUUACCACCGCCGGCCAGCCGGAACGCUGUUGA
This is a messenger RNA of Protopolystoma xenopodis, 342 nucleotides long. NCBI's taxonomy places the organism in Eukaryota, Metazoa, Platyhelminthes, Monogenea, Polystomatidea, Polystomatidae. The record is from the annotation of a GenBank genome assembly.